AUGCGCACUCACACAGGAGAGAAACCGUACGUGUGCGAUAUAUGUGAACACAGAUAUACGAGUCUCGAUAAUCUCAAGACACACAUGCGCACUCACACGGGAGAGAAAAUGCUUAAGUCACACAUGCGCACUCACACGGGAGAAAGGCCGUACGUGUGUGAUAUAUGUGAACACAGAUAUACGAGCCUCCGUAAUCUCAAGGAACACAUGCGCACUCACACGGGAGAGAAACCGUUUGCAUGUGAGAGAUGUGAAUAUAAGUGUUCUACGUCCAGUAAGCUUAAGUCACACAUGCGCACUCACACGGGAGAGAAACCGUAUGUGUGCGAUAUAUGUGAACACAGAUAUAAGAGUCUCGAUAAUCUCAAGCACAGAUAUACUACCCUCGAUUAUCUCAAGGUACACAUGCGCACUCACACGGGAGAGAAACCGUUUGCAUGUGAGCGAUGUGACUAUAAGUGUACAACCUCCAGUGAUCUCAAGAGACACAUGCGCACUCACACAGGAUAAAAGCCGUACGUGUGCGACAAGUGUGGAUGCAAGUUUACUGCCUGCAGUUCACUGAGUAGACACCGGCACUGAAAAAAGUUCCAGAAUAACGAUCCGAUACAAUAUGAUAGUAUUAGUAAACAACCGUUUUGCUGUAGCGUUGUUACCUUACACCUCAUCGGUUAUUCUGCUGAAAUAUGAGAGGGUAUUCUCUACUGCAAGUGGUGUUUUUAACCUGGGGAGGGAGAGUUUGGUGCCUGACAAUGCCAACAUAUUAGUUUUUCUUUAUACUAACUAUACAAAUUAUAGAAGCAUAGCGCUGCCUCAGAGGAGACAUAUUGUGACCUAACUUCCUAAGGUGGACUACCGACUAGUGGUGCUGUAUCUUUAGUUUAUAGAUGAGCUAGUUUUACUGAGCUUUCUGGUGUAUUGAGUAGACGUGGAUUCCUUCUGUCAUAUUGUUCGUUCUAUUUGAUUUUGUUCUCGUUUCAAUAUAGAUGUUGUUUUGUUGA
Molecule: messenger RNA, 1001 nt
Organism: Priapulus caudatus
Lineage: Eukaryota; Metazoa; Priapulida; Priapulimorpha; Priapulimorphida; Priapulidae
Product: endothelial zinc finger protein induced by tumor necrosis factor alpha-like
Exons: 3
Biological process (GO): regulation of transcription by RNA polymerase II
Cellular component (GO): nucleus
Molecular function (GO): DNA-binding transcription factor activity, RNA polymerase II-specific; RNA polymerase II cis-regulatory region sequence-specific DNA binding
Source: RefSeq, a predicted model, not a curated record